UUUUGGUGAUCGUUUGGUUGAUUAAAAGUUUUUGUCUCCGUUAAUUGUUUUCUGUUACCUGAUUAGUUUUAAUUGUUUGUUUGUUUAUUCUCUUUGUUUACCUUUGUCUUGCAAUGUUACCAGCGAGAAAUUACAAGAAAUGUCUCAUCAAACCUUUGCCUUUGGACAAAAUUGUAAUAACAAAAAGCCCAACAGUUCAAGUCUCUCUUAUUGAUGUUUCUUUAACCCAAGAUUCAAACAAUAAUAGUAAUAUUGUUAAUAGUUACAAUAAUAAGAGAAGACAAUCAGUGCCGAGAGAAGAUGAUCUGGAAACAUUAGAUUCACCACUUGAUUAUACAAUCGAUGAAAGUGAUGAUGAAGAUAAAAUCAGUUACCAUUCAAGUCAACUGAACAUCUCAAAUGAAGCUAGAAAAAGCUUCACUUCAAUGAUUCAAAGGAAUAUGGCUACUCCUCCAUCUAAUCUUAAAGAUCUUCUGAAACCAUCGCCUUUGGAAUUUGUUAAAAAAAGGAAAAGAAAACCGCAAAUUAUUCCCUUAGCUCCUUUAACUCCAACCAAAGCUUAUGAUGGGAUCGACGAAAGUUCUCCUAUAAAAAAGGUCAAGGGUAAUUGUUAUGCUGACCAAAGUUGCAUCUUUAUCAAUCGGAAUAGAAAAUGUCAACAUUCAAAACGACAGGAUAAGGUGACCAAUUCAUCUCAUCUUAUUACAUUAGUCGAUCAAAUGAAAGAUCUAAUGGAAAGAGAGAAAACUGCUCGAACAAUUUGGCGUCAUUCUGUUACUUCACAAUUAAAGAAUAAAUUUAAAGAGAUGGUUAAAGGUAAAGAUACUAUAACUCUACAGCUUUCUAAUUUCUCUUGUAAAUUUCACUGUGGAUUCGCUGAUGGUUCAAUCAUUGAGACAACUGUUGAAAAUACUUUUACUAUCGGUGAAACUGUUCAGUUGAUUUUCCCUUCCUUGGUUUGUGAAAGUAUGGGCUUAGCCAAUGGUCUAACAAUCAGGUUAAUUUCUCCCUGGAAUGUGAUAUCAAUCAACAAUCAAAGAUUUGUUCUUAAUCCAUUUUGGAUCUCAGUUGUUAAACGUGGUGAGGUUAAUCAAGAUAAAUCGAAACGUGAAACAACAUCAACAUCAAUCAUUGAAGAGGAAACAAUAAUCCAAUGGACGUGCCCAUGUCAACAAAGUCUCGGAGCCAUUGAUCCGCUUGAUUGUAAUUUAGCUCUUUCCCAACGAUCAUCAUUAUCUCAAACCAAAUCUCAAUGCUAAUUGUUACUUUUGUACCUCAAUUAUUAUACUAUCAAAAGAGUUCAAAAGCUAAAAGGUUAUCACAAUCAAACCUUCACAUUAUUUAGUUGCAACUUUUUGUUUACUUUUCUAUCUUGUUAAUGAUCAAAAUUAAAUUUGAAUUAUAUUUCUAAUGAAACAAUUGA
Molecule: messenger RNA, 1423 nt
Organism: Panonychus citri (citrus red mite)
Lineage: Eukaryota; Metazoa; Arthropoda; Arachnida; Trombidiformes; Tetranychidae
Exons: 2
Coding region: 114-1259 (381 amino acids)
Source: RefSeq, a predicted model, not a curated record